AUCGCUUUCGCUAAACCAAUCAAAAGGCUACCUUUCAUCUAGAACACGUUUCACACUGACCCACCCUAAAUAAACGCAUUUUCAAAAUCAAAAUAUGCUUUGAGUGUGCACAGCUUUCUAGUCAAGGAUAAAGCGAACCAAAUUAAUCUGUUCGAUCAACUCUGACAGGCCAUGUACGCAUCAGUGCAUGACGCUGCACUCGCUGUGGCAACAGCGGUGCACAAUUUAAUGAACAGUGGCCGCGAGGGUAUGAAGUCAAUGGAUUCCCAUUUCACUGAUAGUGAGUGUCCUUUACGAAGUGCGUCAGCUUGGCAUGGGGGACUAGGUUGGAAGCUUCUGCAUCAGCUCAAAAAGGUGAAGUUUCAAGGUCUUACCGGCGAGGUGCAAUUCAACUUGGUUACGGGCGAGCGACGAGUUCACAGCGGUCUGGACAUUUUAAACGUUCUUGAACACAACGUAGAAAAGAUCGGCUCGUGGCAGCCGGAACCUGGAAUGAAAGAACAUCGCGUGUCAUUACAGGACAAAACGCCCCGGUGGGUGGGGGACUUCGCUGAAUUUGUCAAGUGCCACAAUCCGGGGAAUCUUCAGCCCCAGGAGCCAGAGGCCAUCCCAGUGUUGAAAGUUACAACUGUUUUGGAGCCGCCGUUUGUCGAGAAAGUAAAUGAGUCAAUGCCUUUACCAACCGGCAGAGUUCCUAAAAAUCUUCUUCAAGGCUUCUGUAUGGAUUUGAUCAAGGAAUUGUCGAAAGAAGCAAACUUCGACUACGAGAUUUAUUUGCAUAAAAGCUAUGGAGGAAUGGUGGAGGAGCUGAAAAAGAAGGUAACAUUGCUCGCAUAAUUUAUAGGCGUGUAUAAUACGUGUAAUUAAUUGCACCUAUUUUUUUCCUAAUUCAAAGCCUUCUUAACGUAUGGGAUGUAUAAAGAUCAUCUUAUAGCCUGCAGAGCCACAAAAAGUGCUAUAAUAACAAAUUUGCAUUUUACAUCAAUACAAUACUGAAUUUACAAAUCUUGAUGGCUGAAGAACUUGUUUUGAGUUUCACGUCGUUGUAGUUGAGACGUUUUACACGCAGGUAUACCUAUACCAGCUAAAAUCUUUCAAAUCCUGGAUCUGUUAUUCUUAACAAUUUUCUAAUUAAAUGCAGAAGAAUUACUCAUUCAGAUAAUAAACUGCCUAAAAUAAG
Molecule: messenger RNA, 1180 nt
Organism: Orbicella faveolata
Lineage: Eukaryota; Metazoa; Cnidaria; Anthozoa; Scleractinia; Merulinidae
Product: glutamate receptor 2-like
Biological process (GO): monoatomic ion transport
Cellular component (GO): membrane
Molecular function (GO): ligand-gated monoatomic ion channel activity; signaling receptor activity
Source: RefSeq, a predicted model, not a curated record